AUGAGCAGCGACGCAAAGCCGAAGAAGAGCCUCGUGCUCAAUGCCUUCGUAAUGAUGGCCAGCGGGCAUCAAUCGCCGGGUCUGUGGAGGCACCCAGACGACGAGUCGUGGCGCUUCAACGAAGUAUCCCACUGGGUCGAGUUAGCGAAGCUGCUUGAGAAGGGGAAGUUCCACGGCAUCUUCAUUGCCGAUGUCCUCGGGGGGUACGACGUCUAUAGGGAUUCCCUAGAUCCCGCAAAGAUAUCCGGAGCCCAAUGGCCGACUAAUGAACCCCUUUCUGUAAUUUCCGCCAUGGCGGCGGCGACUGAGAGCAUUGGGUUUGGCGUCACGGCUUCGACUACGUACGAGCAGCCGUAUCAUUUCGCCAGGCGCUUGUCGACGGUAGAUCAUUUAUCUAAAGGACGAUUAGGCUGGAAUGUCGUAACAAGCUACCUCGACUCGGCCGCGAAGAACCUAGGCUUUACAGAGCAGCCAAAACAUGACGAUCGCUACGCACAAGCCGAGGAAUACCUCAAGGUCAUCUACAAGCUUCUAGAGUCGUCCUGGCGGGACGACGCCGUAAAGCUAGACCGGCAGUCGGGCAUCUACACGCAGCCGGACCUAGUACGGGCGAUAAACCACCAAGGCAAGUUCUUCACCGUCCCCGGCCCGCACAUCUGCCAGCCGAGCCCGCAGCGAACGCCGCUGCUCCUGCAAGCCGGCACGUCUCGCGCCGGGAAGCAGUUCGCGGCCCAGCACGCCGAGGCCAUCUUCGUAUCGGCCCACGCGCCGGAAGUCUGCGCGAAGAACAUAGCCGAGGUGCGGGAGCUCGCCAAGACCGCGUACGGCCGAGACCCGUCGAACAUCAAGGUCCUGGCGCUGGUGACGCCGAUCCUAGGACGGACGGAAGAAGAAGCGCAGGCCAAGCUGGCCGACUACCGGAAAUACGCCUCGCACGAAGGGGCUCUGGCUCUAUUCGGCGGAUGGACGGGCAUCGAUCUUGACAAGUACGGGGACGAAGAGGAAUUGAGACACGUGGAGAGCAAUGCGGUGCGAUCCACCGUCGAAGGCUUUGCCAGAUUCUCGCCCAAGACAGCAAAGUGGACCAAACACACGAUAGCAGAGCACAUCGCCCUCGGCGGCAACGGACCCCUAUUCGUCGGGACGCCGUCGCAAGUAGCAGACGGACUCGAGACCUGGGUUGACGAAGCCGACGUUGACGGAUUUAACUUUGCAUACGCACUCUUCCCCCAGUCCUUCAAGGACAUCAUCUCGCUUCUGCUCCCCGAGCUGCGAAGCCGGGGCUUGUUCUGGGACGACUACGCGGUGCCCGGGGGCACGUACCGGGAGAACUUCUACCAGAAGCCGGGACAGACCGGCCCGCUCGACGAGCACGUUGCUUCCACGUACAGGUGGAAGGCGGGUGUUCCGUCAGAGCAGCAUGUGAUUCAGGAUCAAGCUCGGCGGAGGGCUCGUAAGGCAGAUGAAUUAUAUGUAAGGUAG
Messenger RNA from Daldinia childiae, 1482 nucleotides. RefSeq names its product Dimethyl-sulfide monooxygenase. NCBI's taxonomy places the organism in Eukaryota, Fungi, Ascomycota, Sordariomycetes, Xylariales, Hypoxylaceae. The transcript is spliced from 8 exons. Bases 1 to 1482 code for a protein of 493 amino acids. The record is from RefSeq and is a predicted model, not a curated record. Gene Ontology annotation, molecular function: monooxygenase activity; oxidoreductase activity, acting on paired donors, with incorporation or reduction of molecular oxygen.